This is a messenger RNA of Gekko japonicus, 2716 nucleotides long. RefSeq names its product calcium-binding mitochondrial carrier protein SCaMC-2. NCBI's taxonomy places the organism in Eukaryota, Metazoa, Chordata, Lepidosauria, Squamata, Gekkonidae. Bases 1 to 1407 code for a protein of 468 amino acids. The record is from RefSeq and is a predicted model, not a curated record. Gene Ontology annotation, cellular component: mitochondrial inner membrane. The transcript has 10 exons. Gene Ontology annotation, molecular function: ATP transmembrane transporter activity; calcium ion binding. Gene Ontology annotation, biological process: transmembrane transport.
AUGCUUUGCCUUUGCCUUUACGUGCCGGCCUUCGGCGCCUUCGGUGAGUCCCAGGCAGAAUUCGAGUACUUUGAAUCGAAGGGGCUGCCUGACAGCUUCAGACUGAGCCUCUUUAUCCCUUCCCAGGAAUUCUCUACCUAUCGCCAGUGGAAGCAGAAAAUUGUGAAGGCUGGAGAUAAGGACCUGGAUGGGCAGCUGGACUUUGAGGAGUUUGUCCACUACCUCCAAGACCACGAGAAGAAACUGAGGCUGGUGUUCAAGAGUCUCGACAAGAAGAACGAUGGCCGCAUCGAUGCCCAGGAGAUCAUGCAGUCCCUUCGGGACCUGGGAGUCAAGAUCUCUGAACAGCAGGCAGAAAAAAUCCUCAAGAGCAUGGAUAAGAAUGGGACGAUGACAAUAGACUGGAACGAGUGGCGCGACUAUCAUUUGUUGCACCCCGUGGAGAACAUUCCCGAGAUCAUCUUGUACUGGAAGCACUCUACGAUCUUUGACGUGGGAGAGAACCUGACAGUACCAGACGAGUUCACGGUGGAAGAGAGGCAGACAGGGAUGUGGUGGCGACACCUCGUUGCGGGGGGAGGUGCGGGAGCCGUGUCUCGAACCUGCACUGCUCCCUUGGACCGCCUAAAAGUGAUUAUGCAGGUCCACGCUUCUCGCAACAACAACAUGUGCAUCGUCGGUGGCUUCACCCAGAUGAUCCGAGAGGGUGGCGCGAGGUCGCUUUGGCGCGGGAACGGGAUCAAUGUCUUGAAGAUCGCUCCGGAAUCUGCCAUCAAAUUCAUGGCCUAUGAACAGAUCAAGCGCUUGAUUGGCACUGACCAGGAGGUGCUGAGGAUUCACGAGAGAUUCGUUGCAGGUUCGCUGGCGGGAGCCAUCGCACAGAGCAGCAUCUACCCCAUGGAGGUUCUGAAGACGCGGAUGGCUCUGCGCAAGACAGGGCAGUACUUGGGGAUGCUGGACUGUGCCAAGAACAUUCUCGCCAAAGAAGGGAUGGCCGCUUUCUACAAAGGCUACGUCCCCAAUAUGCUCGGGAUCAUUCCGUACGCCGGCAUUGACCUGGCGGUAUAUGAGACCUUAAAAAACACCUGGUUGCAGCGUUACGCCGUAAACAGCGCCGACCCCGGGGUGUUCGUUCUGUUGGCCUGUGGUACCAUGUCAAGCACCUGUGGGCAGCUGGCCAGUUAUCCUCUGGCCCUAGUGCGGACGCGCAUGCAAGCUCAAGCUUCAAUCGGAGGAGCGCCAGAGGUGACGAUGAGGGGGCUCUUCAAGCAUAUCCUGAAGACGGAGGGCGCUUUCGGCCUCUAUAGGGGCCUGGCCCCCAACUUUAUGAAGGUGAUACCGGCUGUGAGCAUCAGCUACGUGGUCUACGAGAACCUGAAGAUGACGCUGGGCGUGCAGUCCCGAUGACAAGGCGGCGUCUGUGCUCGUUGAACUCUUUUAGGAAAAAACCAAUCAUCUUGGGGGCUGCAGUCCCUAAGGUGUUAUGGCCGUUUCAUUCUGUGAAUGUGUCGAUCAACACUAAGCUGAUUGAGCCAAGCUAUGAAAAUCCUGGGUCGCCUGCGCCCUGGAAUUGUUAGGGAGGGCUUGGGGCCUUUUUUUUUUUGCUGUUCUGCUACCGCAAGUGCUGUGUGUUGUUUCUGUCCAUCAUCAGCUGGGCUUCCCUGCUUGCAAGGGACCAAACUGGGGGGCACCCAAGGGAAACGCCCGGAGCUGAUAGUGCUGGCCGGGCUCCGGGCGCGGUGGGGGAAGGUCUGUGGGAGAGAACGCUCUCCCCUCCUGAACCUCUCCUCUCAGUCCGGAGCCGGAGAAAGCAGCACCUUCCGACUUGCUUGAAAGAGCUUCUUCCUGUUGAGUUGUUAACUCUUCCUACUCACUGUUUUAAAUCUCUCGCUUUGGGUAGGAACGGCUGCUGGGCCAGAAACAUUAGUUUACGUUACAUUCCUUCUUCUUCUUUUUGGGUGGGUAGGAACGAUUCACGUCCUACUUCAGUGAUUCUGACAGAGCAAUGUAAAUUUAAAACCAAGGCUCGAGGGGGCAAAAAUCCUGGUGAACCGAAACCGAAAAUCUUUUACCUUUUGGUAGAGUUGGUUCAACGUGCGCAUCUCCAAAUGCGGCCCCUCGCAGCCUGCAUGUGCCUGGGCUUCCAUGCCAGAUAGGCUGCGACCAUCCGGGGGGGGGGUCGGCCCGGGGACGCUAAGAAAGCAGUCAUGCAGCCUGGCACCGUGAACGGCUUCCAGGAUGGGCCAGGCGAAGCUGUGCUGCUCCGGACCCCACCCCUGGCAUCUGAGCACCGCGUGGGCAGGGAGAGGAAGGGGCCAUCUCUGCUUCCCCUGGCCACGUUUUGCAUGGCGACUCAGCCGCGAUCCUCGCCAUCCCCUGUGGGCAGCAGCUCCCCUCCCCCUUCCCAAGACCCUGCGCCUUGGCUGCUGCGAUGCUUUCUAGAACUUCAUUAGUCUGGUGCUAGACUUGGCACUUGGCGGAGGGGGACUGGGGUGGAACGAGCCGCAGCCCGGUGUAGCUUUUCAUAAGGGAAGGGACAGGGUGUGCUGGCGACGGGAAGGAGGAAGAUUCCACUGGGGACUGGAGGAGGGGGGUGCUUGCUUUUCUCCUUCCUGCCAGGUUAUUUUCGUAGAAGGCAGAUCUCUGUCUCUGACUGACUGUCCCACGGGCUCCCGGGGCCUGAACGCUCAGGCUGAUCCGGGCGGCCAGCAGGCCC